UUCGGACCUACAUUCAUGACAAAGCUGAUUUCAUGAGCAGAACUCAUGGUUGAUUGAUUGCUGUUUCAUUUCACUUGGCGCCGAACACCUUCUCUCUGCUACGGCAUUUCUCUCCCAGUACUCGUCGUCCAUCGCCCGCAAACGCAAUGCCUAGAUUCAGCAAGAAGCGCGCUCGCGUCGAGGAGGAUGCAUCGGACGGCGGCGAUGCUGGCCAGGCUUCGGCACCCGCAAAGAAGGUCAAGUCAAAAGAAUCGAAGCAGAAGGAGGCCAAACCAAAGGAAGCCAAGUCAAAAGAGCCCACUGCGCUCGGCUCAGGCGUGGACAACGAGGGCAACCCGUACUGGGAGAUUUCUGCAAAACGUCGGGUUGGAAUCGCGAAGUUCAACAAAAUGGUCCUCGUCAAUAUCCGUGAAUACUACGACCAGGCUGGCGAGUUGAAGCCUGGCAAAAAGGGGAUCUCGCUCACGCUUGACCAGUAUCAAGCGCUGCUGAAGAACGCCCCGGUCAUCAACGCCGAGCUGCGCAAGAUGGGUGAGGACGUCCAGGACGUCGAAGCCAGCACAGCCGACCCUCCCGCCGAAUCUCCCAGGCCACCGUCUCGAGAUAAGCGCGCCAAGGCGAACAUCGAGGCUACGAGCGACGAGGAGUCGAGCUGAGCGCUUCCUGUCAGGUCGGAUUUCCGCCACCGCCGAAUUUCUCGUCUUUUAAUCUCUUUUUACAAUAACGAAUGUACGACUUUAAAGCCCUAAGGGAAUCUUGCGGUAGUUGAGACCUCGUGCCCCAAAAUACUGGGCGUAUCUGGAUUCACCUUGAAAUCAUCGCCAUGUUCCCCGUCCUGACAUCCAUACCCUCGUCUGCUCAUUCUACCGCACACGCUCGGCUGUGCUCUCCCUCCGGUUUUUUACACCAUUUUUUAUCAUGCUGUUCAGGGGCUAGGGCUUUUCUUUUGUAAUCAAUUGAAGGCAUUUCUUCGUAAAUCAAGUUCUCACUCGAACUGUC
Molecule: messenger RNA, 999 nt
Organism: Gaeumannomyces tritici R3-111a-1
Lineage: Eukaryota; Fungi; Ascomycota; Sordariomycetes; Magnaporthales; Magnaporthaceae
Exons: 3
Coding region: 147-656 (169 amino acids)
Biological process (GO): positive regulation of transcription initiation by RNA polymerase II
Cellular component (GO): transcription regulator complex; nucleus
Molecular function (GO): transcription coactivator activity; DNA binding
Source: RefSeq, a predicted model, not a curated record